AAAGAUGAAGCCUUUUCGUACAAAGGCCCCUCCCUCCCUCUCCAUGUUACAAUGAUGGGGACCCCGGACCCGAACCCUCCGUGAACCUGGUCCACGGGCUCCCAACACAUAUACCCCGCCAUAAUAAAUUCUCGGAUGUAGCCCGAGGGGCAACCAACCCACUGUAGGGUGGGCCCGCCGUGCGCCGUGGUCCAUACGCCCGGUCCAUCGCUAAAUACUCGCUCGCGUGCUCGUACUCCUCCCUCCUCGAUCCCGGUAAUCACCACCACCGUGGCGUUCCGUUCGCGUCGCGCCGCGCUCGCGUUGCCUCCCCGCCCCGGCGCGAGCGAGCGAGCAAUCAAUGGCACCCACCAUGUCCGCCGCCAUCACCACCACCAUGCCCGGCGUGGCGGCCUCCUCGUACGUGCCCCGUCCUCGCCGAGCAGGCAGCAGCUAGCUAGCUAACCGCCCUCGCCGCGCGGUGUCCGUCCACACCCCCCCCCCCCCCCCCCCGGCGCCGCCGCCGCCGCGUUACGCCCGGGCGGCUGUACACUGCCCCCCUCCUCCCGCUUUAUUCAGCUGUGCUCGCGUCAGCGUCGCUCGUCGUGGUUUUGACCUCCGCCCCCUGACACGCGCAGGGCGCGCAGGGAGCUGCGCUGCACCUGCACCUGCACGCACCCCUGCAGGGCGAGGGAUGUCCCUGUCCCACUGCACGGCACGCCCGCUACCUGCUCGAUAAAAGUUGCGCAAGCAAAGGUCAGUUGCUCUCGCCAUUAACGCUCCCAAAAACCUCGGUUUACGCCAUCCGCUCCUCCUCCAUUUAGUUCGAUUGGUCGCCUCAGCAGAGCGAGCCAUUGCCGUGCCUCUCUCGUGCGGUGCUCCUCCUCCUACUCUUCCUGCUCCCGUUUUGGCCGAAACUUUUUGGCAACAUAUCUCGUCGAGGGCCUUGGAGCCACCUGCUUGUCCGUUGCGGCGUCGUCACUGGCUGUAGCAAAAGUUUCAAUCUUGGAGGUAUCCGUUUGCUCCUCCUUGUCCACAUUCAUCUCACCUUGCACUCUUGCGGCGUGGGCGUAAAAAGGAGAUAAACUUUCGCGGUUCUUGGAGCAAGCUAGCUCGCUAGCUAAGCACACUUCUUAUGUUGGAGGCACGCUCCUGUUGAUUUCUCUCAAGAGCUCAAGUCUUGGAGAGGUGACAGCUGACAAGCAGCAGCAGGGAAGACUCACAGUUUUUUUUUUUCUUGGGCGCUUCAGUCUCCGCUUCUUCUUCUUCUUCUUCUUCUUCUCUCUGCUGCUCACGCUGAACUGGCGGUAGUUUUGGCGGUUUAAUUGGAGAGCUUGGCUGAGAUGGAGAGCCGAGGGAGGCGGCCGCGGAGCCCGGAGAGGCAGAGGCCGGCGGCGAGGAAGGUGCCGGUGGUGUACUACCUCACGCGGAGUCGCCACCUUGAGCAUCCUCACUUCGUCGAGGUGCCUGUCUCCUCGCCGGAGGGGCUCUAUCUCAGAGAUGUGAUUAGCCACCUUAACAUGGUGCGCGGCAAGGGUAUGGCCGCUAUGUACUCGUGGUCCUGCAAGAGGAGCUACAAGAAUGGAUUCGUGUGGCAUGAUCUUGGAGAGGAUGAUCUCGUCCACCCGGCAACCGACGGCGAAUAUGUGCUCAAGGGCUCCGAGCUCUUGGACCAGUCUUCUUCAGGCCAAUUUUAUCAGGGUACCAAUGGAAACCAAAAGCAACAGAGCAGGCUGAAAGAGGGUGCACGGCUGCCUUUGCCUAGAGAGGCUUCCUAUUCCUCCUCCCCUCCUAGUGUGAUAGUUAGAGAAGCCAAGCCGAGGCGUUCGCCUUCGGUUCCUUCUCUAGAAGAGGAUGACUCACCAGUGCAAUGCAGAGUUACCUCCUUGGAGAACAUGUCGCCAGAGUCGGAGCCUCAAAGAACUCUCUUGUCAAGGGCUGGUUCCGCGAGUCCUGCAGAAUUCAGAGUUUACAAGCCCACUGGCUGUGUGGAUGCUGCAACUCAAACUGAUGACCUCGGCAGAAGGUCAGUCCGGAAAGUGCCCGAGAUGCAUAAGAAGAGUUUGAGCACUGAUCAUGACUCCGUAGUCCGGGAAAUUACUGAGUACCGGCAAAGCCAACCACGCCGGUCAGCAGAGCUCCAAGGGAUCGCCAGGGAGGCCAUGUCCCAGUGUCAUACUCCACUGAGCAUACCUUCAUCCCGUGGCAAGUCGGAGAGUUUAGAGUCCUUGAUACGAGCAGAUAACAAUGCAUUGAAUAGUUUUCGGAUUCUUGAAGAGGAUGAUAUCAUUAUGCCAACCUGCCCCAAGCUGAGGCCAGCGAAUGUACUAAUGCAACUUAUCACCUGUGGUUCGCUUUCGGUGAAAGAUCAUGAGAAUAUCAGACUUGUUGAAGGAUACAAGCCAAGGUUCCCAAACAUGAAGUUCCCGUCACCGUUAAUUUCUCGUACCAUGAUGAUGGGUGAGCUUGAUUACCUGUCAGAGAAUCCCAGAUUGAUGGGUAUGCGUCUGGAAGACAAGGAAUACUUUAGUGGGAGCCUUAUCGAAACUAAGAUGCAAAGAGAUGUACCCGCUGACAGAUAUUCAGCGCUUAAACGUUCUUCUUCCUACAAUGCGGAAAGGAGCAACGAGACGCUAGAUUGCGCGAGACCUGACGAAGACACCGUCAACACAUCUCGCGCAAGGUGCCUCCCUCGGACGCCGAUACUGUCAUCCUUCCUGCACCCCAAGAGCGAGGCAAUGAAGUCACCGAUCUCCGACUGCCGGAGGAGCUCGUCGGCCGGACCAGACUGCAGCCUUGCUUCAUCAGGAGACGGCAGCAAGAGGUUCAUUGACGCCACAGGAGCACCGGGCAGCAGGAUAGACUCUUUCAGGAAGGAGGAGAAGCUCGUCAAGAUCGAAGAAAGUUAAGUGCUAGUGGCCUCUCUUAACCCUCCCCAACUCUUUGUCAUUGCUGGGCUGUCGUCAGGAGCUCGAGUCGUGAUUCAGUACACGGUGCCCUGCAAUGGCGACAGCGAUGAAGGCUGAGCUUGCACCCAUGAUCAGCGUUGAGUUAUUCAUAUAGGCUCUGUUGAUAGAGAGAGAUCAAGUUACUGACGAAAUGAAAUGCCUCUCGUUUCUUUCUUCAGAUUGAGAUGUUAAGUUUGGAAUUAUUUUUCAAGCAUUCAGUUAGCCUAGAGUAUUCUUCUCUCUUCUUCCUAUCUUUACGUUAUUAUCAAAAUCUCUUCUCCUUAUCAUCUGUAAGUGCCUUUAAAUUAAUUAUAGAGUAUAAUGUAUUGUUCGUUUUGUAUUUUGCUUCUGUCCUUAAAUCAAGAGAGAGUAGUGAUCUUCAUCA
Molecule: messenger RNA, 3312 nt
Organism: Oryza sativa Japonica Group (Japanese rice)
Lineage: Eukaryota; Viridiplantae; Streptophyta; Magnoliopsida; Poales; Poaceae
Source: RefSeq, a predicted model, not a curated record